Oncorhynchus nerka (sockeye salmon) is the source of this 4953-nucleotide messenger RNA. It is a transcript of the gene rgs17, whose product is annotated as regulator of G protein signaling 17. The record is from RefSeq and is a predicted model, not a curated record. The coding region runs from base 411 to 1037 and encodes 208 amino acids. Lineage: Eukaryota; Metazoa; Chordata; Actinopteri; Salmoniformes; Salmonidae. The transcript is spliced from 6 exons.
GCUGAAGUUGGGCGGAUGGAAGAAAAACACCGCCGAUGGAGAUUAUACGGCAGGAUGUAUCUUUACUGUGCGAUCUAACAAGCAUCAACAUAAAACACAUAUAAAGUAACCACUAUAGACGACUGACAACCAGAAUUAAAAGGAUGGUAUAUUGUUGCUCCCCUUACGAUCAACACUGCAAAUGAUCCACCCACUGAGUCCCUGAACUCUGCUGAGACCCAGGCAGAAACCGCUGUCCUCCUUAUCCCUCACUUCCUGGCCCUCCGUCAGGGAUGGUGAGAACAACAAUACUACCCUGUAGACACACCCUAGUGCUUUACUUCUGAACCCACCCAAGUUCAACCAACCACUUACCUCAACGCCAUGAUUCACCUGCCUGGUCUGUCUGUGGAAGCAACUGACUAAUUUUUAUGCCCCGAAGUUUAAGCGGAGUUGACAUGAGAAAACGGCAGCAGCCACACAUUGAAGGACCUCCCCAGGCGCCUGGCCAUCCAAGGCCCAACAACUGCUGCAUGUGCUGGUGUGGUUGUUGUAAAUGCCUCUGGAAUGAGGACCGCAUGGAGCGUUCUGAACGGGCAUGCACUAAAAUGGAUAGUAUUGAAGCCACGGAGGAGCAGCAACCCACUCUAGACGAGGUAGUUGCCUGGGCCCGUAGCUUCGAGCUGGUGAUGCGCUCCUCAGAAGGCAGGGAGAUUUUCCGAGAAUUUCUGCGCUCUGAGUACAGCGAAGAGAACCUGUUGUUCUGGCUGGCCUGUGAGGAGCUGAAGAAGGAGACGGACCUGACUGCGAUCGAUGAGAAAGCCAGGAUCAUCUACGAGGACUACGUCUCCAUUCUAUCGCCGAAAGAGGUGAGCCUGGAUUCGCGGGUGAGGGAAGGCAUCAACCUGAGCCUGACGGAGCCCAGCAACUUGAUGUACGAGGAGGCCCAGCUGCAGAUCUACACCCUGAUGCACAGAGACUCCUACCCCCGUUUCCUCAACUCCUCCGUUUACAGGGACCUUCUGGACAGCAAGAGAAGCUCCUGCCUAGACACCUAAAGUAACCCCCACCCUCCCAAAAAACAAGAAGACAAUAAGGUGCCAGAACUGGGUUUGAUAUUUUCCUUUUUUGAAAAAGAAACAAGAAAAUAAUGAAUAGUUUAAGCAAUUUCAAGUGUCUGCUUGCAGGCAGCCCUGAGGUUUAGUUCCUCGUUUAACUGCAGAUAAGAGCUCCUCGGGCUACUGUGACAAAGAGAAACGAAAGGAAGGACAGACCCAUUGUUUCUGUACUGUACUUUUGAGAGUUCUCCUCCUUUCGCUCCCUCUUUCUCUAUCUUGCUCUGUAUUUUUCUCUCUCAAAUUCUGUCCCAUGCCUCAGCCAUUUUUACAGUCCAAAAACAAUGUCUUUUUUACGAUGGCUGUAGAGCUUGACCGUGGUGAGCAGGAAAAUCAGACUUUGCAUGUAACAAGGUAAUGGAAUUCGCUCUACAGUAGCUUGGUAUUUUAGCAGUGGACUGCAAAGGAAUAUGAGAUGUAUUUUCUUCUGUUCUUGGGAUAUACCCUGUCAAGCUCUUGAUGUGAAGGGAAUAUUGAUAUUUGCCAAUUAGCUUGCAGUCGUUGAUUUUGAGAAGGUUGAAAGUUUUACAGCAGUGUUAAUAUCCAAGCACUUGCCUUCUUUACAACUCUAAAACUGGGAGAAGGGCUAGAAUUGUGGUCGGGCAGCUAAAUGUCUUAUGAACAUUACUUUCCACGGGAAAUCACAAUGCCUUUAUGUGAAAAAGGCAGCACAAGAGCUGCUUGUUAUGGCAACAACACAGUUUAGUAAACACAGAGUCCUUUCUAUCCUUCCCACACCAUCUCACCCUGAGAGAAGCACAGGUUAUGUCAAAGGUUGGAAUCAUUGUUGGAGAAAAAAAGAAAUCAAAACAUUCAAUUCAGUCGUUUCAUACAAUAAAUCAUUAACACUUUACAGCUCUCGAGAAUGAAAGAGAACCAUUUACUUAUUAGUUUUUCUACUGCCUAUAAUAUACAUAGUAGUAAUCACGAUGCCUUGGUUUGGAUGGUCAAUUAUAAGAUAGUGGUAUGUCUAAUGCAUCACCAUGAGGUCUAAGAGUGGGAUGCAAUGCUGACACAUGGAAUUAUGAAGUAGGCCUAUAUGGCUUCUUGUUUUAAAGCUGUAGCUAGUCCUAGACUGAAGGGGGUCAGUACCAGCUAAGUAACAGCCCAGUCGGGGGCAGAAGAGGUGGAAUCAGACGUAUUUAUAUAUAGGUUGUUUGGAGGUUUGCAGUCCUGUUCACCAGAUGUGCGUCUGUCUUUAAGACGGGUUAUUGAGGCUCCAAUAAGGUGCUUGGAUCUCCGGUGAGCCCCAUGUCUUUAAGUCUCUCUGCUUUACAGAGUUGGGCAGGGGAGGUGAAUAGAUCUUUUUGAGACGGGUCGUUGUUUUUUUCCCUAAAAUUGCCAGCACGCAUUGUUGUGUGUACCUGCCGUCCAGAUACAUACUUAUCAAAAAAUUUUAAAGAGUUAAAGUCCCAUGAACAUAUAGGCCUAAAAUAUAUGUUAAAUGAUUUUUUUGUUGUUGUUGCAAGUGUGACAUUUAAACAUGGAGAAAUGAUUGCAGGCCUUUGUCACCUGUUGAUGUGUAAAAGGUCAGUGCAUGAGUAAAGUAUAUUGUGAGAGGGAGAGUUGUGUGUAUUGUCACCACUGGUGGGUAAUGAUAUUCAAGUGUCAUUGAAGCAGUGCCACUCUUCUGUUUGAACAUACUACCUGACGUUCAUGUGCCAAGGCCAGUCAUUAUUUAAUUCAAUUAAGGGUUUUAAUAAAGCCCAUAUACUCUAGGUUAUUGAAGUGCAAUUGGAUCAGAUGUAGGCUUUCUGUUUGUAUUCAUUCACAAAAAAUGAACAUAUAGCAUAGCCUAAUGAUAUCAGCCAUUUUGAACAUCCAACAAUAUUCUAACGUUCUGUAAAUUUCGUUCACAUUCAGCCACCUUUCUAGAUAGUUUGUUGCAAUAGUGUUUGCAUACUCUUUAAUGAAGAGUGAUACAGUGAAAGUGAUACAGUAUGCAUGCACCACAGUGGUUAGGUAGAGGAUACCUUUUUAUGUAGCUCUAUUAAUGUCAAAAUAAAUGACUUGCUCAUUUUAGAUAUUAUUUCAGCUGUAACUUCUGAAUGUUUGACCAACCAGACAGUGAAAUUAUGGUUCAAUCAAACCAAGUUUACAUUCAUGCGGUGAGCAAUCAUCCUGGAAACGCAAGAGAAGCCAAUUGCAAAAAAAAUAUAGGUAGGAAAAUGGUUCUGAAUGAUUCACAAUUAGCAUUUUACCCUGGGUGAAGAGUAGUAUUACAGGUUUGUACGACGUGUUCUCUGGUGUCUCGGAGUAAUUGAUUAUUUUCACUCCAUGGAAAGAAAUGGUUGUUCAUUUUACUGACAUUUCAACAAGGAUUUAGCAAUUAAUGACAUGAGGUGGUAUCAUAGGCAUAGUGUCAUGUUCAAAUGUUGACUUUCAAUUCAGAAUGAAUGGCUUUGAAAGGUGGCAGAGGUUUGUUGGCAGAAUAAGAUUUUUAUCUAAAGUGUCAGAAUUGAUGUGAUUAAGAGAAGCAUUGGCCUUAUCUACUGUGUUUCUCCUUUAACUUUCAUUAGGGAUUUCACUACCUCUCAUAUUGGUUAAUUUAUUUCACAUCUAGUUGUCAAUGUACACUUUGUUUUUAGAUCUACUUGAAGCCUAACACUGUAAACAAAAUGUGCACAGAAAAUAUAUGUAUUAAGCGUUAAAGGACGAUUAGCCUAGUUAACUUUUUUGUUUGUUUAAUUGUGUUCAACUGGAAAAAGAUUUUUAGAUAUAUAAAUAAUUCAGGAAAUUCACUGUUUAAAGGGCUAAUCUCAUUUUGCCUAUGCAAAGAUGUUACUGUUGAAAUAUGGGAAAGGAUAGGUUAAGUUUGAUGGAACAUGGUUUACAUUGCCCUUUGCUGAUAUUCAUAUCUUAUUCAGCAAAAAUGUACCCUUAGUUUUGUUUCUAUAUAAAUAUAUAACAAGUAAUAUACAGAGAAAAUAGUAUAUGCCUUCGUGAUGAAAAAAACAACACUUGAUAAAUACAAAUAAAUAUGUGUGUUGUCUGACCUGUGGCUGUGUUAUGACAUCUUGGUGAGAUGACAGUUCACUGCAAAAUACACCUGUUGACUGAUCGACUAGUUCGAGACUCCUUCAUCCAUAGAGGCUUUAUUAUCCAUUCAGUGUUUUCUUUCAGGCCAAUGAGCAUCCCUUUAUCCAAGGAGCUAUUCAAUGUCAUUAUUGCUGUACGUAACCCAUAUUGUCAUUUGCAAUCCUACCAUUUCGAAUUUCAAAACAUUUCUACUGUACAAUCAAGGGACAGUCUCGUUUAUUGUUGUUUCCAAGGGUGCUUCGUAGUCACAUUCACAAAGGUUGAAGGGCUAUUUUAGUCACUUAAACAAAGAUGUUAAAUCCACAAGAACAGAAACAUCUACCUCUUGGUUGCUUUCCCAAUCCUCCAAACCUGUAGGCUACUUUGGUACUUGGCCUUUUUGUCAGACCACUGGAAUGUAAUAAGACUGAAAUAGCUGUACAAGAGCCAUGAUGUCGUGGUCAAAUUCUGUAGAUAUAAGGGUGCAAUUUUUCUUCGACUGCACACAACACAUUAAUAACUCAUUAAUAACAAUACAUUGAACUAAUAACUAAUAUUACUACUGACUGGCUGAAUUAACAUUUUCAAUAAGUACGUUCGCUAAUGACAUCACAUUUCAGUUGUCUUGUUAAUGUUCCCUUUUAAGAUUUAAUGUGGUACUACAUUAUUAUGUCCAAGCGGGGUAUACUGGUCACUAGACCCAUAAGUAUUUUUCUGUAUAUCUAAUCAUACCCCUUGAGCUGUCUGUGUCUUCCUGACUGGUGGCUCUUUUUAAAAUAAAAUAUGUUUCUCUGCUGAAAUCUGGGUAAAAGAUUGAAAGGAAUGAGAAUCUUAAUCAGUA